AUGAAUUCCACUGGUCUUAUUUGGGAAGAACCUUGGAUCCCUUAUGUCGUGUCUUUCAAACCUUCUCCCAUCAUUGCUGAUUCUCCUCCCUAUCCCUCUUACAGGCUAGUUAGGAACCUCUUCCUUGAUGGCUCAAACUUAUGGAACGUACGCCUCUUAUAUGAGAUGUUUCCACACUCGGUGGUUCAGGAGAUUAGGAAGAUUCAUUUCUCCCAUAUCCCUCAACCAAAGAAACUCUUCAGUUGCCCCUCCAAGUCAGGGAAUUUCACCUCAAGAAGUGCCUAUCUCACGGACAUUGCCUCUCGUUGCUCUCAUGCUGCUCAAAAUUCCACUUUCUCUUGGAACUACAUUUGGAAUGCAAAAAUUCACAAUAGGCAUAAACUACUUCUUUGGCGAAUAAUCAUUGAUCUGCUGCCGACCAAGGCUAAGUUAAAUUCUUUCUUUCCUCUUAAUGAUUUACUUUGCCCCAUUUGUGGCCUGGAAAAUGAAUCUGCAAACCAUCUCUUCAUUAGAUGUCCUUUCCUUUUGCAAAUAUGGUUCACUUCUAAAUGGAAUCUUUGUUUGAAUCCUUUUAUUAAUGAACCCAUUAAGGACUGCAUUGCAUUGGUUUUAAAGGAAAAUGGGAACCUUCUCCCUUCUGAAAUAUUAAGAGAAGAGUUUGUUGUUUAUGUUGCCAUUAUUUGUGAUAUUAUGUGGAAGAAUCGAAAUCUCAUCACUCACGGAUCUUCACCUCCUUCUUUGCAGGAUUCUUUGAGGAUACUCUCCAGCUCCGCCUCCACCCAUUGGAACAGCGAACUUGCCAAAUCCACCACCUCAGGCAAAAUAGUAGUGCACUCAUGGACAAAACCUCCCAAGAAUUGGCUCAAAGUCAAUUCGGAUUGCAGUUUCUCCAACGGGCAAGCCUCAUGUGUUUUCAUCAUUCGAAAUUGCAAUGGAUCAAUUCUUCUUGCUCAUUCUAGCAUUCAUCUCUGCCAUGAUCCACUCACUGUUGAAUCUAUUGCUGUUAGAGAAGCUUGUAAUUUCAUCGCAAAUGCAAAGCUCAAAAAUGUAAUGUUUGAGUUGGACUUACUCAAUGCUAUCCUCUUCAUUAAGGAUCACUCUUCAGCUAUUCACUGGACCGCCAGCCAUCUUAUUCAUGAAACCCAAAAAUUCUGGGGACUUAGGUCUAAAUUGAAAUUCAGAUUUUGCUCCCGAAAUGCGAAUUAUGCGGCCCAUAAUCUAGCUAAAUGGUCUUUCUCUUCUGUUUUUUGUGGUUUUAUUCCUGUUAAUUGUUUACCUUUACCUUGUUUUGGUGAUAGGGGUUCUCCCAUUGGGGACAAAUUUAAUUCGUAUUGUUAA
Molecule: messenger RNA, 1338 nt
Organism: Erythranthe guttata (spotted monkey flower)
Lineage: Eukaryota; Viridiplantae; Streptophyta; Magnoliopsida; Lamiales; Phrymaceae
Source: RefSeq, a predicted model, not a curated record